AUGGCAGAAGUAAUAGUUACAUUCCGAAAUAUAAAAGACAAAGAGUUUGUCACGCCUCCAAUGCAGGUUCCUGAUGACUUCACCUCGGCGCAGAUGGAGCAGUUUCUCAACACUUUCCUGGCACACGACAAGUCCUACGCCUUCUUCCAUAAUGGCGAGCAAAUAGAAAAAGUUCCUGCCUGCGAAAACGAAGAGACCCUGCAGAUAGACUUCAUUGCAGUCACAAAGAUUCUUUCCGAGACUGCCAAGAUAGAAGUAGACUCGCAAAUCACAGCAAUCUCCAUACGAAGGCACCCAGAAAUUCACAUGGACACAAUUAUAAUAUGCACGUCCACGGGGGAAACAAAGGAGUAUUCGCUCUCGCUGGGGAUGGAGCCCGUGAUGACCUUCAACUCGUUCAAGCCCAUCCGGGCAGUUACCUCCACGGAGGACGGCAUAUACGUGCUGACAACCACAAACAAGGUGGUAGACGUGUGCAAGGGCGACAUUGUGUACGAGUGCGACACGCCCAUAAGGACCAUAAGCAAUUCCGGCGAGUACUUGGCCAUAGGGCUAAUCACCGACGAAAUUGUAAUACUAAAAAAGAACGAAGAGGUAAAGAAGGUCAAGGCAUCCGGGGAAAUUGGAAAGCUGAUAAUGCGGUCCUCGGAGGGCGAGCCCAUGCUGAUAUGUGCCAUCUCAAGCGGGUGCAUAGAAGUAUACAAGGGCGAGCAGUUCGAGAUGCACUCGUAUAAGCUGGCCACCCCCAUCACUGCGGCCGGAUAUGACGAGGGAGUAAUAUAUGCAGGCGGCCUAGGAGGGAUGAUAUACAUCUGCAAUAUGGAGGGCGUUCAGAAAGAGUACAAGUCGGACGUGGACUUCAUAUCCCGAAUAGAGGGCGGAAGUGUCUUUUUCGGGUACUCCAACAAGAACAGCAUACUGCUAAGAGACAGAGAGACCUACAUGGGAACCCACAGAAUUGAUUUGGCAGCUCCUGUGGCUGAUAUGAAGAUAUCUGGGAAGAGGCUGUUCACCGCAGAGGGGAAGUCGCUGAAGAUAUUCAAUAUUUUCGACGAAUAA
Molecule: messenger RNA, 1059 nt
Organism: Nematocida major
Lineage: Eukaryota; Fungi; Microsporidia
Exons: 1
Coding region: 1-1059 (352 amino acids)
Molecular function (GO): protein binding
Source: RefSeq, a predicted model, not a curated record